GAACCCAGAAAGCAGCAAAACAAGGCAAACCAACCAGGCCAGCAAGAGCAGCAGGAACACUCAUUCACACAACCCAGCUCAUACGUUUCAUUCACCCGCCACGUGUCCACACUCACGAUUUCCAUAAGCAUACACAAUCGAACACACAGAAGGCAUAUUCCUCCACAGUCGUCUCCGAGUCUCUCUCUCUUCCUCUAAAUCCCCUGUUUGACAUAGAACAAGUCUUACCUUUGCUUCCUCUCUCAAACAACCCACCAGCUCAAGACGACUCAAACAAAGCCUCAGGCUUUAGAUCCAUUCCUUCAUUCAAUUCAACCAAUCAUGGCGACCGCUGAUGUCCUCAACAGAGAAGAAGCCCUCUUCCUCUCCUCUCCUAUCCAUGAACCCAGAAAAGGUGACAGUAGUGUCAAAUCUCGUGGAAUGUCGGUUGAGAAGAAGAUUGAGAUUCUGGAGAGCUUGGCUGGAACGGUUAGCAACCGCCGGUCUCGAAGAUGGUUAAAUGAUCGCCUCUUGAUGGAACUCGUUCCUCGUCUGAACGCAGAAGAAAUUAGAGGCUUGUUUGCUCCACCACCUUUUGGUGAUGAUGUACCGCUGUCACCAUUUUGCAUGACCAAUGUGCCAGAGUGGGACACAUUUAGGAAUAUAGACAUGGAUAAACAGGCUAAGAUCAUUGAUUCCCAAGAGAGCACUGUAACCAAGAAGGGCAAUGUUGAUGCUGAUAAAAUGGCUGUCUUGAAUGCAUGGCGUAGGGUGGAUUCUCGAACAAGGGAGGCACUUCGCCGCAGUGUUGUUUCAGAACUUGUUGAGGGAUAUGAGGAGCGUAUACGUGGUUAUUUAACAGAGACUGGAGAAGCAGAUGCAGACUCUCUCAUCCUACGGGUUCAAGACCCUUUUCGUCGAUUACUGCUGCAUGGCGUUUGUGAGGUGGAUGCUUUCACUGAGUCAGCUUUCAAGGGCAACCCGGCAGCAGUUUGCUUGUUGGAGGAAGACAGAGACGACCAGUGGCUGCAAGCUCUGGCUGCUGAGUUCAAUCUCUCCGAAACCUGUUACUUGACUCGGCUCAGUGACUCAGUUUCUGACCCUGCCUUGUCUUCUACUCCAGCUAGGUUCCGUCUCAGAUGGUUCACACCAGUCACUGAGGUUGAUCUGUGUGGCCAUGCUACAUUAGCAGCUGCAUCUACCCUUUUUAAGUCUGGUUUGGUAAAUACAGAUAUUAUUGAAUUUUCCACAUUAUCUGGAAUUUUAACAGCUAAAAAGGUUCCAGAUGGUGUUGAGGUAGCCAAUGGUGAAGCACAAGACUCCUACUUUAUUGAACUGAAUUUUCCAGCUGAUCCAUCAAAUGAAUUCAAUUCCACUGAUGCUUUGUUAAUAUCCAAUGCCUUGGGUGGUGCUUCAGUCAUUGAUAUAAGGAGGACAACUGUCACGGAUGAUUUGCUUGUUCUGCUUCCAUCAGGAAAAGCUGUUCUAGAUUUACUGCCACAGUAUGAUGAAAUCAAAAAGUGUCCAGGAACAAGGGGAGUAAUUGUUACAGCGGUUGCUCCUCCGGAGUCUGGAUAUGAUUUUUACAGUAGAUUCUUUUGUCCUACAAAUGGCAUUGGUGAGGAUCCUGUUUGUGGGAGCGCACAUUGUGCCUUAGCAUCAUACUGGUGCAACAAGCUGGGAAAGUGUGAUCUUGUUGCAUAUGCGGCAUCACCUAGAGGAGGAACAAUAAACAUUCAUCUGGAUGAGCAGAAUCAAAGGGUGCUGCUGCGAGGGAAAGCUGUGACUGUGAUGGAAGGAACUGUGUUAGUUUAGUAAACUUUCUUGUUGUUUACGUUUUCAAGUAGUUGAAAAUUUGAAAUAAAUUACUUGUCUGACGGGAAUACACCUUAAAUUUGACGAGCCAGCUCGUUUAUAUAUGUCUGAUAUAGUGAUAUACAGCUUUCAAUUUUGUGACC
Messenger RNA from Fragaria vesca subsp. vesca, 1937 nucleotides. RefSeq names its product phenazine biosynthesis-like domain-containing protein 1-like. Lineage: Eukaryota; Viridiplantae; Streptophyta; Magnoliopsida; Rosales; Rosaceae. Bases 322 to 1794 code for a protein of 490 amino acids. The record is from RefSeq and is a predicted model, not a curated record. The transcript has 11 exons. Gene Ontology annotation, molecular function: nucleic acid binding.